AUGACCGAGCCAGUGAAAAACGAGCUCGUCGCCGGCGGCCGCGGCGACCUGGUGGCGAUCGCCGCGCCGGCGUUGAUCGAGCGAGCCGGCCCGAAGGCCCGCAAGCGGUUCUUCGAGUUCUUCACGGCGAACAUCCGCAACCCCAACACGAGACGAGCGUAUGCGGCCGACGUCGGGCGUUUUCUCGCGUGGUGUGACGAGCGGGGACUGCUCCUCGAGGAGCUACAGCCGAUGGUCGUUGCGGCGUACAUCGAGGAGCUAACCGCGCUCCGGGCGCCGUCGACCGUGAAGCGACACCUUGCAGCCAUCCGGAUGCUCUGUGAUUGGCUCGUGGUCGGCCAGGUGCUCCAGUCCAAUCCCGCCGCGGCCGUCCGCGGCCCCAAGCACGUUGUUCGAGAAGGGAAGACACCCAUACUCUUCCCCGAUGACGUCCGCCGACUCUUCGCGUCGAUCGACACCAGUGGGCUUGUCGGCCUCCGCGAUCGAGCAAUCCUUGGCGUGAUGCUCUACUCGUUCGCGCGCGUUGGCGCCGUCGUCAAGAUGAACGUCGGCGACUACUACACGCAAGGCCGUCGGGCGUGGUUCAACCUGCACGAGAAGGGUGGGCGCUUCAAUCGAGUACCCGCACACCACACGGCAGCGGAGUACGUCGACGAAUUCCUGGCCGCAGCUCCGCACAGCGCCCCAAAGACGCCGCUGUUCACCAGUGCUGUCGGCCGAACCGGUGUGCUCACCGAGAAUCGCCUUGGCACGGGCGACGUCCUUCGUAUGGUGAAGCGUCGAUCGACGGCAGCCGGACUACCGCGAGACAUCUGCAAUCACUCCUGUCGUGGCUCGGGCAUCACCGCCUACCUCGCCAACGGCGGCGACCUCACGACCGCCGCCCGCAUCGCCGGCCACGCCUCGACCCGCACGACACAGCUCUACGACCGCACCAAGCAGGCGGUCAGCCUCGCAGAGAUUGAGCGCAUCCGCUUCUAG
Nerophis lumbriciformis (worm pipefish) is the source of this 981-nucleotide messenger RNA. Lineage: Eukaryota; Metazoa; Chordata; Actinopteri; Syngnathiformes; Syngnathidae. The record is from RefSeq and is a predicted model, not a curated record.